UUGGUGAGACUGGAAGGAUGCAGCCAUCCUGUUGUUAUGAAAGGCUUGUGUGCAGAGUGUGGCCAGGACUUGACUCAGAUACGAAGCAAGAAUGGAAAGCAGAAUGUGCCAUUAUCAACAGCAACUGUGUCUAUGGUUCACAGUGUCCCAGAACUGAAAGUUAGCUCUGAGCAAGCUGAGCAGCUGGGAAGAGAAGAUCAACAGCGACUACAUCGAAAUCGGAAACUGGUGCUCAUGGUAGAUUUGGAUCAGACAUUGAUCCAUACUACAGAACAGCACUGCCAACAAAUGUCUAAUAAGGGAAUAUUUCAUUUCCAGUUAGGUCGAGGUGAGCCUAUGCUGCAUACUCGUUUGCGUCCUCAUUGUAAGGAAUUCCUGGAAAAAAUUGCCAAGCUGUAUGAAUUACAUGUUUUUACUUUUGGCAGCAGACUGUAUGCACAUACAAUUGCAGGAUUUUUGGACCCUGAAAAGAAGCUGUUUUCCCAUCGAAUAUUGUCAAGGGAUGAAUGUAUUGAUCCAUUUUCUAAAACUGGGAAUCUUAGAGAUCUCUUUCCAUGCGGGGAUUCAAUGGUUUGCAUCAUUGAUGAUAGAGAGGACGUUUGGAAGUUUGCGCCCAAUUUGAUAACCGUGAAGAAAUAUGUAUACUUUCAGGGGAUAGGAGAUAUUAAUGCACCUCCUGGACCAAGAGAAAUUCAAAUGAAGAAGAAAGUAAACUACUCUACAAAACCAGAGGCACUGGAUUCAGCAGUGACAUCAGCAAAAGAUGCUGAAGAAAUAAAGAGUGUUAUAUGUGUAGAAGAGCAAAGCAAUGGUCUCAAGAAAACUACAAAGGACUCUUGCACUGCAAAUGGAAGUACUUCUGUAAGCAGUGAAAUAUCUGACUGCGAUAUGAACUCUCACGAUGAAGUCACUGCCCAGGACACCUUAAAUGAUAGCACUGAUCACAAAGUGGACAGUGAGGUCACUAAUGAUUUGACAAAUAGAAAAGAAUCCCAGAUUUCUUCAGAACAAGAUGAUAGAACAGCGACAGAGAAGCAGCAAACCCAGGACAAGACAACAAAUGACUUGGACUUUGAAUUGUCUAGUGACAGUGAAAGUGAUGGUGGAUUGGAUACCAAAAAGUCAUCCACUUCUGUGUCAGAUAGUGAGAAUGAGGAAAAGAGAAGCUGGAAGAAAUCCAAACAACCUCUGCAGGAUGAAAAUUUGCAGAAAGGGAGUUGCAUUGAUGUGAGUGAGAAAAAAGAUGGUCUCAUGAACCAUUCUGGGGAUGCACAAUCUCUACCUAGUGAAAAUAUUAAUGACAAAACUGAUCUUGAAGCACAAGAAGAAAGUGAACAGGAAAGUCUUUCUGAUUUAGGAAAUGGGUGUGCAGACAAGAAAGAAGCUGAGACAGAGUCUCAGAAUAGUGAACAAUCUGGAAUUACAAUGGGUGAGUCCUUAGAUCAAAGUAUGGAGGAAGAAGAGGAGGAAGAUGAUACAGAUGAUGAUGACCAUUUAAUUUACCUUGAAGAGAUCCUUGUGCGGGUUCACACUGAUUAUUACACAAAGUAUGAUAAAUACCUGAAAAAAGAGAUUGAGGAAAUUCCAGAUAUCAGAAAAAUAGUACCAGAACUGAAAAGUAAAGUGUUGGCAGAUGUAACCAUAAUAUUUAGCGGACUCUACCCAACAAACUUUCCCAUUGAGAAGACACGGGAACACUAUCAUGCCACCGCACUUGGAGCUAAAAUUGUGAAGAAUCUAGUACUGAGUGCUGAUGAUCCUGACAAAGCAACGCAUCUCAUUGCAGCAAGGACAGGCACAGAAAAAGUACGGCAAGCUCAGGACUGCAAGGACCUCCACGUUGUAAACCCUGACUGGCUGUGGAGCUGCUUGGAGCGCUGGGACAAGGUUGAGGAACAGCUUUUUCCCUUGAAGGAUGACUACAUCAAAACACACAGAGAGAAUAGCCCUGCUACGUUUCCUGAUACACACAGCACAUUUCAGACUGCUUUGUUUCACCCAACACCCAUCCAUCCAAAGUCUCAACCUGGUCCUGAAGUGCGGCUUUAUGAUCCUAACACUGGAAAGUUAAUCAGGAAAGGUGCUCAGACCUGUGGCCAGCCAAUGUACAUCCAGUCUCCAGCUCCUCCCAUCUCCUUACCAGUCCACGGUGAACACUCAUCCUUCAGAGUUGUUCAACCACAUCAGCAACAGAUGUUUGAAGAAGACCUACCAACAAGUGAAAAUGAAGAGCAGCCUGGUCCAUCUAAGCGGAAACGCCAGCCAAGUAUGUCUGAGACAAUGCCCCUGUACACCCUAUGUAAAGAGGAUUUAGAGAGUAUGGAUAAAGAG
Messenger RNA from Nestor notabilis (Kea), 2331 nucleotides. It is a transcript of the gene CTDP1, whose product is annotated as CTD (carboxy-terminal domain, RNA polymerase II, polypeptide A) phosphatase, subunit 1. The record is from RefSeq and is a predicted model, not a curated record. Gene Ontology annotation, cellular component: nucleus. The transcript is spliced from 10 exons. Gene Ontology annotation, molecular function: RNA polymerase II CTD heptapeptide repeat phosphatase activity. The annotation marks the transcript as partial. NCBI's taxonomy places the organism in Eukaryota, Metazoa, Chordata, Aves, Psittaciformes, Psittacidae.